Molecule: messenger RNA, 552 nt
Organism: Linderina pennispora
Lineage: Eukaryota; Fungi; Kickxellomycota; Kickxellomycetes; Kickxellales; Kickxellaceae
Exons: 3
Coding region: 1-552 (183 amino acids)
Source: RefSeq, a predicted model, not a curated record
AUGAGCGAAGGGCCGUCGGCAGCACUGAUACCGGCUCUGGCAAGCACACUCGGCGGGCUCGAGCAAUACCAGCAGGAGCUCAUAAAGCGCCUGCACUCGCUGAAGCUCCAGAUCCAAAACGGCGACACAUCCGAGGAUCUGGUCUCCACGCUGACAUUCUACAUCCACCAGGCCGGGCUCCUGCAGCGGCGCAUGAUGCUGAUCCACGGGCGCGUGCAGGACCUGAAGCGGCGCUCCGAUCGGCUCAGGCAGCACCGGGCCAAGCAGGACCAGCAGGUCGCUGACUGGCGGGAUCAGGAGAAGAUGCGCAGCGUGCCGGCUGCCGCUAAUGCGUCAGAGCAGUCGCUGUCACCUGGAUGCGCGGGUUCGUCCCCAGCAGCCACAACAAAGUCCCCUGUCGUAAGCGAGCCCGUGGAAGACGUGCGGCAGCCACAGGGCGACAUGCUAGCGGAGGGAUCGUCUUCCAUGGCGGCAGCGGCACCGGCGAUCGACCAGGUGGCAGUAGUCAAGCGCAAGGGAAAGCGGCGAGUUCGUGCUGCCAAGAUCGAGUGA